Molecule: messenger RNA, 1608 nt
Organism: Colletotrichum higginsianum IMI 349063
Lineage: Eukaryota; Fungi; Ascomycota; Sordariomycetes; Glomerellales; Glomerellaceae
Product: Transmembrane amino acid transporter
Exons: 9
Coding region: 1-1608 (535 amino acids)
Biological process (GO): amino acid transmembrane transport
Cellular component (GO): vacuolar membrane
Molecular function (GO): amino acid transmembrane transporter activity
Source: RefSeq, a predicted model, not a curated record
AUGGACAAGGACCUGCGCCAACCCGAGCCCGCCACGAGCGAUAAGGGCACCUCCGAGCUCGCCUUUGCCCGCGCCGAUGUCGAGACGGGCGGCACGACCGGCCUAAGCGCCUGGUUCGGCGGCCGCAAGACAAAGGUCGGCCCUCGCAUAGCACCGCGCCGCGAGGGCCUGGGAGACACUUCCGACAGCGAGGAGAACCCGGACGCCAUCCUCGGGAAGCAGCUGGCCGAGGAAGAUGGCCAUGCCAUCAAGUACCGGACGUGCAGCUGGCAAAAGACCGCCGGUUUGCUCUUUUCCGAGUACAUCUGCCUUGCCAUCAUGAGCUUCCCGUGGUCGUACAGUAUUCUUGGCCUCGUUCCCGGACUCAUCCUCACCGCCGUCAUCGCCCUCAUUGUCCUAUACACGUCUUUGGUCCUUUGGCAAUUCUGUUUGAGGCAUCCCGAAGUCCGCGACGUUUGCGACAUUGGUCAGAUGCUCUUCUGGGGCAAGAAAUGGGCGUGGUAUGCCACCGCCGUUAUGUUUAUCCUGAACAACACUGUGAGUCGUUCCCUCUUCAUUCAGGCUCUUCACGUCCUCGUUGGCGCCAAGUAUCUUAACACGAUGACCGAGUCCGACCCCGUCGUCUGCCGAACCGUCGUCUUCUCCAUCGUCGUCACCAUCAUCUGCUGGGUCUGCUCGCUGCCCCGCACCUUCAACUCGUUGUCCAAGGCUGGCACAGCCUCGGCCGUCUUCACCUUCAUCUCGGUGCUCCUGGCAACCAUCUUCGCCGGCAUCCAGUCCCAUCCCGCCGGAUACGACCCCCGAUCCACCUACGUGGGCGACAAUGGCGUCACCAAGACGGGCGGCAACCCCAUCGUCACGGCCCUCCCGCUGGCCUCGACCACGUUCGUCUCCGGAAUGAAUGCGUUUUUGAACAUUAGCUACACCUUCAUCGGCCAGAUCACGCUGCCUAGUUUCAUCGCCGAGAUGAAAGAUCCUCGCGAUUUCCCCAAGGCUCUCUGGGCCGUCACCAUUGGCGAGAUCAUCGUUUUCAGCAUUGUUGGAGCUGUCGUCUACGCCUUCGUCGGCAACCAGUACAUGACCGCCCCGGCUUUUGGUUCCCUCGAGGAUGUCUACAAGAAGGUCUCCUUCUCUUUCAUGAUCCCGACUCUGGUUUUCCUCGGUGUGUUGUACGCCAGUGUCUCGGCUCGCUUCCUCUUCUUCCGCCUAUUCAAGGGAACGAAGCACUUGCACGAGCACACCAUUGUUGGCUGGGGCUCGUGGGCCACUAUUCUUUUGGCGCUUUGGCUGUUGGCCUUCCUUAUUGCCGAGCUGAUUCCCUUCUUCUCGUCUCUUCUCUCCCUCAUGUCCUCCCUGUUUGACUCCUUCUUCGGCUUCGUCUUUUGGGGCGUGGCCUAUUUCCGCAUGCGAAGCGCCGACGCCCGCGCCGGGAUUCCCAGGGGGAACAAACUUGUUGACUGGGCCUCGAUGGCUCUCAACAUCAUUAUCAUUCUCACCGGUCUCCUUUUCCUUACGGCGGGAACAUACGCCAGUGUCGAGGGUAUUAUCAAAGAGUUUCGGGCGGGUACCGUCGGAAAGCCUUUUGGUUGUGCGUCCAACGGGCUAUGA